AUGACACGUCCACAAACAUCAAAUAUGUUCUCGCUUUUGUCCGUUACAAAUACCAAAGAUCUUGGUAUUAUGCCAAUUAUAACAAAUGCUGCUAAUAAUAUAAUUGAAAAUUUGGUUCUUUUCUUUUUGGCUUUGUUCAUAUCGUUCUGUGGUGGCAGUUCGAGUAAUAAUAAUAUUGCACCGGGAGCUCAUCUCAUCCUCGUACCACAACAUCACAAGUCUCUUUAUUAUAUUUUUAAUAAGAAAACUUCAGAUCAAGACCAAUCGCAGCUCAACAUAAUAACAGAUUAUAAACCAACCCACAAGUCUAAGAAAUCACGAUCUCAUUCUACUCAAUCGUGUCGUCGCCAAAAUUCAACAUCUUCCCAUCCGACGACCAGCUAUUAA
Racocetra persica is the source of this 387-nucleotide messenger RNA. The record is from the annotation of a GenBank genome assembly. Lineage: Eukaryota; Fungi; Glomeromycota; Glomeromycetes; Diversisporales; Gigasporaceae.